Molecule: messenger RNA, 1736 nt
Organism: Eurytemora carolleeae
Lineage: Eukaryota; Metazoa; Arthropoda; Copepoda; Calanoida; Temoridae
Product: organic cation transporter protein
Exons: 5
Coding region: 23-634 (203 amino acids)
Molecular function (GO): transmembrane transporter activity
Source: RefSeq, a predicted model, not a curated record
GUAUUGUACAAUUAUUUCUAGAAUGCACACCAUGAUUAUGUACUUCAACUGGUUUACGACCGCUUUCAUUAUGUACGGACUGGCUCUAUCUUGGCAGAACCUGACAGGGGGUCUUUUCUUGAAUUUCCUGAUCGGUACAAUCCUUGAUUUCCCUGCUAAAACUCUAGCUAUGGUGCUAGUUCUCAAGAAGGGAAGAAAAUACCCUUACAUGAUUGGAAGCGCUAUCACAGGAGUUAUGUUUCUGGGUACCCUGUUUAUCGAGCGUGACGUAUAUCCUGGAAACUGGCCGAUUGUCGUCCUUGCUCUCAUUGGAAACUUCUCCACUACUUUAUGCUUCGCCAUCUUGUAUAUGUACACAGGAGAGAUUAUGCCAACCACUGUUCGAGCUGCUGGUGUCGGCUCCUCCUCUCUUGUAAGUAAAGUGGGUGGAACUCUCUCAACUACCGUCGCCGCUUUGGCCGAUAUUCACCCCGCCAUCCCCACCCUCAUAUUCGUCACCCUCGGCCUCCUCUCCUCCGGCCUCACCUGGUUCCUCCCGGAGACCAAGGGGCGCAAGAUGCCGGAAACAAUUGAUGACGUAGAAAGGUUGACUUGCUGCGCACAGGAGAGAAAUCCAGGAAAUGGGGAAGAUUAAUUGUUGAAAUACUCCCGGACUAAAAUCUGUAAAUUAUUAAUGUAUAAUGUUUACAAAAUCAGUGUACAAUCUACAAUCUGUGUACCCUGUACAUUGUGCAAUCUAUGUACCCUGUCCCCAGUACAAUCUGUGUACAGUGUACACUUUGUCCAGUACAAUCUGUGUACAGUGUACAGUGUGUCCUGUAGAAUCUGUGUGUGAUGUCCACUGUAAAAUCUGUGUACCCUGUACACCGUAGAAUUUGUGUACCCUGUACAUUGUACAAUGAUAAUCUAAGUACCCUUUACGAUCUGUUUACCGUAUACACUGUACAAUCUGUGUACCCUGUACACUGUACAACCUGUGUACCCUAUACAUUGCACAAUCUAUGUACCCUAUACCCAGUACAAUCUGAGUACCCAUGGUACGAUCUGUGUAUCCUGUUUAUCGAACAAUAUGUGUAUCUUGCACACUGUACAAUCUGUGUUCCCUGUACAUUGUACAAUCUAUGUACCCUAUACCCAGAACAAUCUGUGUACCUUGUACAUUGUACAAUCUAUGUACCCUGACCCUGAGCAUUGUGCAAUCUGUAUACCCUCUACUAUAUGUCAAAAAUCUCUGUAAAAUCUCUAUGUUUGAUUGCAAUGUUUUCAGCACUGAGCACUGUACUGCAGUGUACAUUUCAAAGUUUGAAUAUUUACAUAUUUUAUUAGUACAUUAGUACCAGUAACAAUAAUUAACUAAUUUUCAAGAUCGUUUUCAAGAUUGUUUUCAAGAAAGUCUUCCUUUGAUAUUUUAAAAAUACUAAAAAGGGAAAAUAAUUCCUUUGCUGCAAUGAGAAGAUUAUGUCUGUACAAACUGUACAAUCAAGUACAGUGUAGAAUGAGAAGAUUAUGUCUGUACAAACUGUACAAUUUAGAAUGAGAAGAUUAUGUCAGUACAAACUGUACAAUUAAGUACAGUGUAGAAUGAGAAGAUUAUGUCUGUUCAAACUGUACAAUUAAGUACAGUGUAGAAUGAUAAGAUGUCUGUACAAAUUGUACAAUUAAGUACAGUGUAGAAUGAAUAGAUUCUGUCUGUACAAACUGUACAAUUAAGUACAGUGUAGAAUGAAGAAAUAGCU